CAGUAUUAAUAUCAAAGCUGAUAGGAACGCAUCGCGGGACAGAAUGAGUUUCGAUAACAAAGUGGUUAUAGUGACAGGGUCCAGCUCCGGUAUCGGGGCGGGCACUGCCCUCGCGUUUGCUAAAGAAGGUGCAAGUGUAGUCAUAGUGGGACGCAAUGAAGAGAAGAUGAAAAAUGUAAGCACUAAAUGUGAAAGUUUAGGCAAAAAGCCAUUGGUCGUUAAAGCGGAUGUUUCAAAUGACGCUGACGCUAAGAGAAUAAUAGAUGAAACUAUAAAGACAUUUGGGAAAUUAGACAUCCUAGUUAACAACGCAGGUAUGGCAGAACAGACCGAGAUAACAAGUGAUGAUUUUAUGGAAAGUUUCGAUCGCGUAAUGAACAUAAACUUACGCGCGGCGGUGUACAUCACCCAUCUGGCGAUACCGCAUCUGAUCAAAACAAAAGGCAACAUUGUCAAUAUAUCAAGUAUAGCUGGAACUUCUACUACUGGUACUGCAGCCCUGGUUUCAUACUGUACAUCAAAGGCUGGACUCAAUCAUUUCUCGCGUGGAGUAGCCUUAAAAUUAGCCGAGCACGGAGUCCGUGUGAACAUCAUCAGCCCUGGGCCAGUGCGUACUGACAUUCUAGAUAAUCUGUCCAUUCCAAAUUUCAAUUGGGAUCAUUUUAAAGCGACCACACCGCUAAAGAGAUACAGUGAGCCAGAAGAGAUCGCUGAUCUGAUUUUGUUCUUGGCCAGUGACAAGGCGAGAGGCAUCACUGGGUCUGAUUUCGUUUCAGAUAACGGGCUUUUAUUGAAACAAUAGGGAACAAGUAUAUUCUACAGGAGUUUUCUUUUACGCUAUUUAUACGACAUAUAUUUUUAAAUCUAAAUCACAGCAAAAUCAAUGAAGAAUAUAACAUUUAGGUUUAAUAAAUUACAAUUAAAAAUGUACUAUCA
Molecule: messenger RNA, 936 nt
Organism: Papilio polytes (common Mormon)
Lineage: Eukaryota; Metazoa; Arthropoda; Insecta; Lepidoptera; Papilionidae
Product: 17-beta-hydroxysteroid dehydrogenase 14-like
Exons: 1
Coding region: 44-802 (252 amino acids)
Molecular function (GO): oxidoreductase activity
Source: RefSeq, a predicted model, not a curated record